Messenger RNA from Exophiala oligosperma, 1072 nucleotides. RefSeq lists its product as uncharacterized. The record is from RefSeq and is a predicted model, not a curated record. Bases 239 to 979 code for a protein of 246 amino acids. NCBI's taxonomy places the organism in Eukaryota, Fungi, Ascomycota, Eurotiomycetes, Chaetothyriales, Herpotrichiellaceae. The transcript has 4 exons.
GCCCGUUCGAUUUGUAACCCACGAGCACAUCAUUGUGGGGUUGAAUUAUCAAUGAAGAGGCAAUACGAGCAUCUUUUACAAGUUAAUUAAUAUCCGUUGCCGCUCAGCAUCUCACAAAGAAUCCUCUCUUCCCCCUUCUCUGUGGCCAGAACAAGGCGACAUUCGCGGUGUAAUCAGCGGUUCAACAGUCCAACAGAAACCAGGUAGCGAGGUUCAGAAAGUCACAUCAUUCUUUACGAUGUCGUCACAAAAGGCAUGGGCUGUGGUUGCAGGCGUUGGACCUGGCACAGGUGCGAGUGUCGCUCGUCGAUUCGCCCAGACUUACUCCGUCGCCCUCCUUGCGCGAAACCCAGCCAACUAUGAGCCCCUGGUCAAAGAGAUCGAAGCCGCAGGCGGGAAAGCGAUUGGCAUCAGUACCGAUUGUUCCGACAGCAAGAGUGUCAAAAGUGCAUUUGAGCAGUUGAAGAAAGAGACCGGAGGAGCGUCACUGGCUGCGGCAAUCUACAACGUCGGAGGGAGAUUCGUUCGAAAGCCCUUCCUAGACUUGUCGGAGGAAGAAUUUGAGGCGGGGUGGGAAGCCAACGGACGGGGGGCCUUUCUGUUUUCGCAGGCUGUUUUGCCCCUACUGCUCAACACGGUAAACAGUUCACCAGAAUAUCCACCGACCCUCAUAUUUACUUCGGCAACGGCUGCGAUGAAGGGAUCCGCCAAUUGUUCGUCCUUUGCCACGGGUAAAUUCGCCAUGAGAGCAUUGGCACAGUCACUGGCGAGGGAAUUCGGACCAAAGGGCAUUCAUGUCUCUCACGCCAUUAUCGAUGGAGUCAUUGAUAUCGAGAGGACCAAGGACUACAAAUUUGACCAUCCUGAUGCAAAGAUCAAGCCCGAGGCGAUUGCCGACUCGUAUUGGUAUCUCCAUACCCAACCGAGGACUUGCUUCACGAAUGAGCUCGACAUCCGGCCGUAUGUCGAGAAGUGGUAGCCACCUACAGUACGCUCAGGCCAGCAUUAUUUGUACUCCAUAUACUUUUUCCUGAAAGGAAUGACAUUUUGCGAUGGCAGCAGAACCACCUCG